This is a messenger RNA of Amaranthus tricolor (Joseph's coat), 2918 nucleotides long. RefSeq names its product G-type lectin S-receptor-like serine/threonine-protein kinase At1g67520. The transcript is spliced from 7 exons. The coding region runs from base 134 to 2740 and encodes 868 amino acids. Gene Ontology annotation, molecular function: ATP binding; protein serine/threonine kinase activity. Gene Ontology annotation, biological process: protein phosphorylation. Lineage: Eukaryota; Viridiplantae; Streptophyta; Magnoliopsida; Caryophyllales; Amaranthaceae. The record is from RefSeq and is a predicted model, not a curated record.
GACUAAAACAUGCAGAUAUACUUUUGAUUAGUCAAUCGUAGUAGUUAACAAUGAAAUCAAGUCUUAAGAUUAGAAAUCUUAUCUAUAUUUACAUUAAAGAAGCCCAAAAUGGCUGCUAGACAAAGUCAGGAAAAUGUAUUACAGUGAAUAUAAUUAUUUUCUCAAAUUCUUUGUGCAGAUUAAACCUGUAAUGGCACUGAACAGACGGAACACCUUCUGGUAUUUCCGUCUGUGCUGCUGCGUAAUCUCUUGUUAUGCAAAAACCGAUACUCUGAGCCAAGGCAAUCAGCUCAAAAAUGGCGAGUUUUUAGUAUCAGCGGGCAAAGUUUUUACAUUAGGCUUCUUCAACCCACAAGAAGAUGCUACAAUCGGGUACUUUAACCCAGAAACUGCACAAAACUACUAUAUCGGUAUCUGGUACACUUACGAUGAAGUCAAGAGACCAGUCUGGAUCGCAAACCGAAACAAACCCAUUUCCCCGAUUUCAGGAGCACUUGAAAUUAGUAGCAAUGGAAAUUUCAAGAUCACAGAGAAUGGUUUGACACAAAUAUUGUUGAAAUCUAAUCGAGGUUUUCGAACAGAAGCAAUUUUAACUGAUAAAGGAAAUCUUGUGUUACGUGAGCUGAAUUCAGAUGGCUCGACAGGGGAGAAAAUCUUGUGGCAGAGCUUUGAUCACCCAACAGAUAUACUUCUUCCAGGAAUGAAAUUAGGGUUUAACUAUAAGAAGCAAAAUUUGUCGUUGUGCUCGUGGGUAAGUGAUAAGUUUCCUGCAGAAGGAGCUUUCGUACUUGGGUUAGAUCCGAAUGGUACAAAACAGUUGAUUAUGUGGAGACGAGGGAUGAUUCAAUGGAAGAGUGGGAUUUGGCACGAUGGGAAAUUCCCGAACCUUAAAGACUACCUUUAUCGGUUCAAAUAUGUUUCAAAUAAGAACGAAAAAUACUUCACUUUUUCUGCACAGAACUGGUGGUUGACAAAUUUCCCAAUGUAUAAGAUAGAUUGGAAAGGCGAUAUAUAUCGUCAUAGAGAUACAUCAGACAGAUCAGAAAGCUCGAGAUACGAAAGAUCAAGGAGGUCUUAUCUAGAAGGUAUUCUUGAGUGCGACAAUGAUCGCGUUCCAGGGUGUGUGAAGCGGAAGCUGCCUAGAUGCAAGAGCAAGAUCUGGUUUGACCGUACCAGAGGUAACACGCUAUCUGAAGGUUUGAAGUAUACUAGUACGAAUUGGGUUUUAGGCGAGGCGGAUUGCGAAAUGAAGUGCUUGAGCCUUUGCUCGUGUGUUGCUUACGCUUCUAUUCACCCCAAUGGAACUGGUUGUGAGCUCUGGAUGAAUGGAACACAGUUGGUUGAAGAUGGAUACACAUACGGUUACAGAGAGUUCUACAUUCAAAGACAAACGUACAAACUAGAGAGAAGCAACAAGAGGAAGGUAUGGUUGUGGCUAAUGGUAGCAACAGGCAUCUUUCUGUUGACCUCAUCUAUAGCAUGGCUAGGAUAUCACAUGCAGACGGCACUACUUAAACUAGCACGGUUUUUCUUCCUGCUAGGCUAUUGUGUACAACAAAGCCUCAAAGCAUAUCUUAGACAGUUACAUAAUCGCCUUCAGAACAACCUCGAAAAAGCAGGAGCGAUUCAAAUAGACGAGAAGGUGUCUCUUACUGAGUUAGGUUCCAGUGCCGGACACUCCAGCAGAUAUCAAAGAAAAAGAAAACUAACCAUCGGCAAGAAGAACCAUGGAAUGCACGUUUUCAGCUUCGCAAGUAUGGUUCAAGCAACUAAUAACUUCUCUCCUUCAAAUAGAAUCGGACAAGGAGGAUAUGGCAUCGUUUACAAGGGAAUAUUAGUAGAUAAUCAAGAAAUAGCAAUAAAGAGACUUUCAAGGACAUCAAAGCAGGGUAAAAAUGAGUUCAUGAAUGAAGUUAAGCUUGUUCUGAAGUUACAACACUCUAAUCUUGUUAAGCUCCUUGGAUGCUGCAUUGAGCAAGGAGAAAAGAUUUUGGUGUAUGAAUAUAUGCAGAACAAAAGCUUGGAUUAUUUUCUUUUUGAUCCGAGCAGGAAAUUGCUUCUUAAUUGGAAACAACGUUUUAACAUUAUCGAGGGGGUAGCACAGGGAAUCCUCUACCUUCACAAAUAUUCGAGAGUGAAGAUAAUCCAUCGAGACUUGAAGACAGGAAACAUACUACUCGAUCGGGAAAUGUAUCCGAAAAUUUCAGAUUUCGGUAUGGCAAGACUCUUUCAGCAAAAUGAAUCGAGAGCAAAUACAAAGAGAGUUGUUGGAACACCUGGUUAUAUGUCUCCAGAAUAUGCACUAGAUGGAUAUUUUUCAGUUAAAUCUGAUGUUUUUAGCUUCGGGGUUUUACUGUUAGAGAUUAUCAGUAGCAAGAAGAACAACGAAUCGUACUCCUCAGACCGCACACUCAACCUUACAGGAUACGCAUGGGAAUUGUGGGCAGAAGACAGAGCUUCGGAGUUGAUUGACCAAACCGCGAUUAUGGGUAAAAGCGACCAUGAAGAAGCGAUGAAGUGCAUCAAUGUCGGUCUGUUAUGCGUGCAAGAGAAUCCAGACGACAGACCAACAAUGUCGACUGUCAUAAAUAUGAUUGCCGGUGACACUAAUCACCUUCCUAAACCAAAGAAACCAGCAUUCUUCCUAGGCAUGAGUUUACCAAAAGAACAGCACCCACAUUAUGAUGUAGAGCAAGGUUCGUUGAAUGAUGCAUCAAUUUCAGAGAUGGAAGCUCGUUAGAGCGUGCUUAAUGUUUUAGAAAUUUUGUUUUUCACGUUCUCUAAAAACAAUACUCAUUUUCCUUUUUUUUGUCGGUAUGUUUAGGUUGUGGUUGAAAACAUACAUUUUAUUUUAAAUUGUAAAUUUUAAUUAUGAAAUCAUAAAUGAAAAACUUGAGAAUAACAAGGUUUGAAAGUCA